Molecule: messenger RNA, 2729 nt
Organism: Astyanax mexicanus (Mexican tetra)
Lineage: Eukaryota; Metazoa; Chordata; Actinopteri; Characiformes; Acestrorhamphidae
Product: zinc finger protein 501-like
Exons: 2
Coding region: 1066-2379 (437 amino acids)
Biological process (GO): regulation of transcription by RNA polymerase II
Molecular function (GO): RNA polymerase II cis-regulatory region sequence-specific DNA binding; DNA-binding transcription factor activity, RNA polymerase II-specific
Source: RefSeq, a predicted model, not a curated record
CAUCUCCAUCACGCCUACUGAAAUCUCACUCCAGAUCACUAGGGGGUGGCAUUUCCCCUUCGACUCAUUUUACCCAGAAGAAGAAGAAGAGCAGGAGCUGAAGUGUUGAUGAGAGAAGAUCAGAGGAAUCAGCAGCAGGAGAUCACUCCCAUAACAUCAUUUGAGCUUAGUUUCAUUCUUUUAAAAUAUAAAGCAGAGAAAUAAAGACUGUGUUUAUUAAUGCAUCAUUUCAUACUUAAAUAUUAACCCCAAACAGCCCAUGAUUGUGUACUAGUGCAUCUCCAAAGAAAUGGAUCUUCAUCUUCAUAAGAGUUUUCAGCAGAGGGAAGCAUGAAGCAAGAAAACAAAACUGCACAGACUUUAGACUUGAUAGUAAAACACAGUGGAUCAACAGCAGCAGAUUACAUGACUCUCCAAUAAAUAAAUAAAUUAAACUUGUACAGUUGUAAGGUAUUAAUCUGAGAGAAACCAUGAGAGUACACUUAUCUCCUAAAAAUUGCCAAACCUAUCCACCAUUGAAAAAGUGAGGGAUAUUAACAGUGUAUCACUAUUAACACUUCACUGCAAAAUCUGCAGGAAUAUUCUAAAUGCAAGUGAUGGAUCUACAACUACAUGCAUACUACUAUAUGUGUAGCUCAUUAAUUAUUGCUUAUGUAUAUCUAUGUCUUUGUUGUUUAUUGUUCUUGAUAACAUUUUUCUUCCUUUUGAGUAUUAUUACAGGGUAAAAUUUCCUUCUGGGUGCAUUUUGUUUGAUGAUGAGUUUACAAACCUAUAUAAGUAUGUAUUUGUUAAGAAAAAUGACAUUUGUGAUAUCAUUUUUUUUUCUUGUGCAUAUUUGAUUUGAUUUGUUUCACAUUUAAUAGUUUAAUUUGUUGAAAUUUCGGUUCCCUGCAUUUCACAUUAAAUGUGGAUUUUCUUUUCCCCUUACAGAAGUGAAAAUGUUCAGGACGUGUUCUGCCGUUCCUAGUGUUCCCCCUCCAACUGAGCUUAACUCGAACUCCAUGGACAAACACAUGGGUAAAUACAUACCACAAGACAAAUGUUAGGCUGCUGAAAUGAACUGUUAUGAACAUGGCAACCAGAAGAACAUCCAGUUCACUGGAAACAUCCUCUGCUACAUCUAGAAGACAAGUACAGAAUAAAACUGUCAAAAAGAAAAUUCACCACUGUUCAGACUGCGGGAAGAGUUUUACCCAACAGAUUACUCUGCAUCAACACCAGCGCAUUCACACAGGAGAGAAGCCCCAUCACUGUCCGGAGUGUGGCAAGAGUUUUAGAUUUGGAAGUGUUCUCAGAAUACACCAGCGCGUUCACACAGGAGAGAAGCCGUUUCAGUGUUCACAGUGUGGAAAAAGUUUUUCUCAACUGAUUACUCUUCAGCAACACCAACUCAUUCACACAGGAGAGAAGCCCUUUCACUGCUCAGUGUGUGGAAAAAGCUUUAGAGAUGGAAGUGUUCUCAAAAAACACCAGCGCGUUCACACAGGAGAGAAGCCGUAUCACUGCUCAGACUGUGGGAAGAGUUUUAAUCAACGGACUACUCUCCAACUGCACCAGCGCACUCACACAGGAGAGAAACCCUAUCAGUGUUCAGACUGUGGAAAGACUUUUACUUCUCCAGGAAACCUUCUUCAGCACCAACUCAUUCACAUGGGAGUAAAACCAUAUUACUGUGCCGAGUGUGGGAAGGGUUUUACUCAGCAGAGCACUCUCCAACAGCAUCAGCGCAUUCACACAGGAGAGAAACCGUAUCACUGCUCUGAAUGUGGGAAGAGUUUUACUAAACAAAUUCAUCUCAAAACACACCAGCGCAUUCACACUGGAGAGAAACCGUAUCACUGCUCAGACUGUGGAAAAACUUUUAAUCAGCAGAGUAAUUUCCAUCUACACCAGCGCAUUCACACUGGAGAGAAACCGUACCAGUGUUUAGAGUGUGGAAAGAGAUUCAGAGGUGGAGGUGGUCUCAAAAAACACCAGCUCAUUCACACAGGAGAGAAGCCGUAUCGCUGCUCAGAGUGUGGAAAGAGCUUUACUCAGCAGAGUACUCUCCAACAACACCAGCUUAUUCACUCCGGGGAGAAGCCGUAUCACUGCUCAGACUGUGGGAAGAGUUUCAGAGGUCGAGGUGGUCUCAAAAACCAUAUACUCAUUCACACCGGGGAGAAACCGUAUCACUGCUCAGACUGUGGGAGGAGUUUUACUCAACAAACUAACCUUCAUCAACACCAGCACACUCACACAGGAGAGAAGCCGGGUAACUGCACAGACUGUGGGAGGAGUUUUACUACUCAGAGUAAUCUCUAUCAACACCAGCGCAUUCACACUGGAGAGAAGCCAUAUCACAGUGUGGAAACAGUUCCAGACAAUCACAUACAGUGAAGAUGCACAGGUGCACUAAGAACGCUGGAGACAAUAACCAAUAACACCAUUCCAGGAGUAAAAAUCUGGUUUAACACAGGUUUUAAAAAAAAACACUACAUUUUAAAAAGGGAUACUGUCAGUUAAAUGUUUUACAACACCCCAAGUUUUUCCAGUUUGGUUGAUUGUUAUGUACGCACUUACAGUAAAUGAGCUGAAAUAAAACAAAGUUAAGCUAGCAGUAAACUUUAAGGGCAAGUCAAGUUCGCAAAAUAUAAAAGCAUCUGGGUGAUGCCACACGUCCCAGAUACAUUAUUUUUUAAGCAUGUGCAUGACAUAAACUGUAAUUCCCUGAGAUGAACUUAAAGUUU